This is a messenger RNA of Megalops cyprinoides (Indo-Pacific tarpon), 3126 nucleotides long. RefSeq names its product S-adenosylhomocysteine hydrolase-like protein 1. Gene Ontology annotation, biological process: L-methionine cycle. The transcript is spliced from 17 exons. Bases 336 to 1988 code for a protein of 550 amino acids. The record is from RefSeq and is a predicted model, not a curated record. Gene Ontology annotation, cellular component: cytosol. Lineage: Eukaryota; Metazoa; Chordata; Actinopteri; Elopiformes; Megalopidae.
CUGGCUGCUCCGGGGGGGAACUGCGCAGUCCUACGCGGAGGAAACGGGGACGGCUCUUGGCAAGGCAGCAAGUGACAACGUUUCGUCGCCUGUCCUUACCUAAUUGAACACGGUGCAUGGAAGCAGUGCAAGCAUAUCGGCGCAAAGACGUAUUUUAUAGCUGCAUGAGUUUUACCGUGAAUCGCGAAGGCUAGCGAUAAGUAGACGCCUCCGUCUCCAAGAAGCAGGAACAGGAGGAAGAAGUGACAACCCCGUGUACAGUGUGAAAUUUCUUUUAGCUAACUGGUUAGCUAGUUUGCGCAGAAUCGUCAGCUAGCUACUACAAGUUUAUUGCGAUGUCGGAGUCUGCGGGGGACGGGAAGCUGGAGAUGAAACAGGCGAGUAAAGAAGUCAAGGAGAGCGAGAACGUGGCGGAGAAAUACUCGGCGAUGACAGUGAGCAAGAACAGCGACAUGAGCAUGGGAGAGCUGUCCUCCGCGUUCAACGCUGUCACCACUCACAAACCUGUCAAGAAGCAAAUCCAGUUUGUGGAGGACAAGCAGGAGUUCAGCAGGUUCCCCACCAAGGCGGGGCGCCGGUCCCUGUCCCGCUCCAUCUCCCAGUCCUCCACAGACAGCUAUAGCUCAGCUGCCUCCUACACUGACAGCUCGGAUGAUGAGACCUCCCCCAGGGACAAGACCCAGGUCAACUCCAAGGGCACCAGUGAUUUCUGCGUGAAGAACAUCAAGCAGGCAGAGUUCGGCCGCCGUGAGAUCGAGAUCGCUGAGCAAGAUAUGUCCGCGCUGAUCUCCCUCAGGAAGAGAGCCCAGGGGGAGAAGCCAUUAGCCGGGGCCAAGAUCGUGGGCUGCACUCACAUCACAGCCCAGACUGCUGUCCUGAUCGAGACGCUGGUAGCUCUUGGCGCUCAGUGUCGCUGGACGGCCUGUAAUAUCUACUCCACCCAGAACGAGGUGGCUGCCGCCCUGUCUGAGGCAGGGGUGUCCGUUUUCGCCUGGAAGGGGGAGUCAGAGGACGACUUCUGGUGGUGCAUCGACCGCUGUGUCAACAUGGAGGGCUGGCAGCCCAACAUGAUCCUUGACGACGGCGGGGACCUGACCCACUGGGUGUACAAGAAGUAUCCCAACGUCUUCAAGAAGAUCCGGGGCAUCGUGGAGGAGAGCGUCACAGGGGUGCACAGGUUGUACCAGCUGUCCAAGGCCGGGAAGCUUUGUGUCCCAGCCAUGAAUGUCAACGACUCUGUCACCAAGCAGAAGUUUGACAACCUCUACUGCUGUAGGGAGUCCAUCCUGGACGGUUUGAAGAGGACCACUGACGUGAUGUUUGGCGGAAAGCAAGUGGUGGUUUGCGGUUAUGGAGAGGUGGGAAAAGGUUGCUGCGCAGCCCUGAAGGCCCUGGGUGCCAUCGUCUACAUCACGGAGAUCGACCCCAUCUGCGCUCUGCAGGCCUGCAUGGACGGUUUCAGAGUGGUCAAGCUGAACGAGGUCAUUCGCCAGGUGGACGUCAUCAUCACCUGCACAGGGAAUAAAAACGUGGUGACCAGGGACCAGCUGGACCGGAUGAAGAACGGCUGCAUCGUGUGUAACAUGGGCCACUCCAACACCGAGAUCGAUGUGGCCAGUCUGCGGACCCCAGAGCUCACCUGGGAGAGGGUGCGCUCGCAGGUUGACCACGUCAUCUGGCCGGAUGGCAAGAGGGUGGUCCUGCUGGCAGAGGGUCGUCUUCUGAACCUGAGUUGCUCCACCGUGCCCACGUUCGUCCUGUCAAUCACAGCCACAACACAGGCCCUGGCUCUUAUCGAGCUCUACAAUGCGCCAGAGGGACGCUAUAAGCAGGACGUCUAUCUGCUGCCCAAAAAGAUGGAUGAGUACGUCGCCAGCUUGCACCUGCCCACCUUUGAUGCCCAUCUGACAGAGCUGUCAGAUGAGCAGGCCAAGUACCUGGGCCUGAACAAGAAUGGACCCUUCAAGCCCAACUACUACAGAUACUAAUUUUUGCAAAUGGACCACAAUGCCAUGCCACACUCCAGACAGGGAGAAAGCCUGGACUACCCUGAGAGAGUACUUUUUUAUGAGAUACUUCCUAAUAGAAAUGAUAAUUUUAGGAAAAAAAGCUAAUUCCCUAGAGCUGAAUAUCUUAUCUGUUUCACUUGCGCUUUUGUAAAUGAAGUAAAUGGCCUUCAGUUUGUCAGACAAGUUACCGCGUACAUGCGCACACCCUCACCCCUGACACCCCUGCAGUCAAACUGACGUGUACAGCCACCGCGAUUAGCAAACGUCAGUCACGCGCUAAACCUCAGCCUCCCUCUCUCCUUCUCCUCCAGAUUUCUGUUUUUUUACUAAUCUUCCCGCUUCUCUUUGAAUUUUUUUAAUCUUACAAAGGUGAUUAUUUGCUAACAGUCCCGAAGAGGUGCCAAAUGAUAGGGGGUAGCGUGGGGGGUGGGGUCGUGAUUAGAUAAUUUGCUUUCUGCUUUUGAAGUCUGCACUUUCAUCUCCAAAAAUACAUUCCAUGGGUUGCUGGGGGUGGGGUGCCAGUCUGGGAACGGCACCUUCGAUCACAAACCUUGUACGUUCUCCAAAAUGUUCCAUUCCAAAGCUUAUUUACCAAAAUUAGACAACUUUUCACCUUGUUGGUCUGUGGAUUCAUCUACAUGGGUAAUCUCUUCCUUACAGUUCCGUAGGCUGUAUAAAAUGCUGGUCCAUCAAGAAUACAGAUGAGCACAUCUUAAUUGUUUGAUCAGUUCUCUGCAUUUCUCAGUGAACUGAUCCUAGACUGAUCAGUCGUGUUUAAGCAAAAGAAUGUGUUAAGAAGCACCAGGGAGAAAAAGUGCUGAAAUACUUUGUAUGUACAAAAUACUUAGUCAAGUGGAGGCUUGUUUCCACCCAGGGAUAGCCUGCUCCAGGCAACCACUGAAGUACAUCUAAAAAAAGUUGCCUCAUAUGUGCUUUUCAUUUUCCAUGAUCUUCUGGUUACUACAGUUCCAAACCAGGAAUACAAGUAAAUUCCUUUUGCAUAGCAGUAAGAGCCAUUUCAGAUUUUACUGGUGCCGGCUCUCAGAAAAGAUUAUACUGAUGUAAUGAGUAUAAAGCCAAUAUACACAAAACCAUCAGGUCUCAUGGUUCAUACUAA